AUGACUUUCCCACUCACUUCUGUGUGUACACUCAUUUAUUUUCUUCUCAUUUUCUCCAACUAUGGAACCUUUACAUCUGCACAGACAAAAACCACGAGCAUCGGAGCAAUCAUUGACGAUGAUACUCGUAUCGGAAAGGAAGUGAAGGCAGCCAUGAAAGUAGCUGCUCAAAACUUCAACAGCUCCUCAUUGUACCACAAAUUAUCUCUUCAUUUUCGCAACACUGGUGGAAAUCCUCUCCAAGCAGCUUAUGCAGCUGAAGAACUUCUUAAAGAGAAUAAUGUUGAAGCCAUUAUAGGCAUGGAGACAUGGGAGAAAGCAGUCCUAGUUGCCGAUGUUGGAAAUCGAGCUCAAGUGCCAAUUAUUUCAUUUGCAUCAGCUUCAAUCAAGCAACCGAUAAUGCCGCCCCAUUUGCCUUUCUUGGUUCAAAUGGCAACCAAUGUCACUGAACAAAUUAUAUGCAUCACGGAGAUUAUUCGCUCAUUCAACUGGCGAAAAGUCAUAGUAAUCUAUGAGGCUAACUAUUAUGGAACCGAUUUCGGAAUGUUUGUUGCAUUAUCUAAUUCACUCAAAGAUCAUGGCGUAGAAAUUGAAUAUCGUCUCAUUCUUCCAUCAUUUUCCUCUCUAUCUGAUCCAAAAGGCUUUGUUAGUGAAAAUGUAGCUGAGCUGUUGAGUAAACAAUCCAUGGUUUUUAUUGUUCUUCAAAUAUCUUCAUCAAUGGCUGCUCAUUUGUUUAGACAAGCAAAGCAGAUGAGGCUUAUUGGGAGAGAUUCAGCAUGGAUAAUUGCAGACCCAUUUGCGAGCCUCUUGGAUUCUGUUAAUACUUCUGUUAUAUCCUCCAUGGAAGGUGCUCUAGGAAUCAAGACAUAUUUUGUUGAAGACAGUAGGUCUUUUCUGGACUUCAGGCAACAGUUUCGACGAGUUUUCCAAUCAGAUUACCCUGAGGAAGAAAACUCCGAGAUGGGAAUUCAUGCCCUACGAGCAUAUGAUAGCAUUACUACCAUUGCAAAUGCCAUAAACCGAACAGGUAGUAGUGGUAAUGGUUUCACUACACUGCUGAAAAGUAUUUUAUCAAGCAACUACAUUGGUUUAAGUGGUGAUAUUAGUUUCCAUGGAGGAGAGCUAGUUGGAUCCUCUCUAUUCACAAUUGUAAACGUCAUCGGAAAAAGAUACAAAGAGCUCGGCUUUUGGUCAUCAUCGAUAGGGUUUUCAGAGAGCCUUGUUAAUGGAGAAAUUGAUCAGAAGAUGCGGGGUGAUUCCAUGGACGCAUUGGCCGGUUUGGUGAGUUGGUCCGGGGACCUAAAAGUGGAUCCACGAGGUUGGCCCAUGCAUAGUAAUGCCACGCCUUUGAAGAUUGGAGUUCCUAGAAACACCACUUUCCCGGAAUUUGUGAAGGUGGAUUGGAAUUCAAAUUUGAAUAAAUGGAGCGUUUCUGGUUUCUGCAUUGAUGUCUUCUAUGAGGUGCUGAAUAUUUUGGAGCCUAGUUAUCCUCUACCUCAUGUAUUUGUACCAUACACUGGCACCUACAAUGACCUAGUUGAUCAUGUGGCUAACAAGACAUUCGAUGCUGUGAUUGGCGACGUAACUAUACUAGCAAAUCGAUCAAAAUAUGUGCAAUUUACGGCGCCAUACGCCGAAUCAAGCUUAUCAAUGAUAGUAACGGUGAAGCCCAAGCAUGGAAAGGCAUGGAUUUUCUUGAUGCCUUUCACCAUGGAAAUGUGGGCAGUGACCGCUGCCUUGUUGCUCUACACUGUGUUCAUAAUUUGGCUUUUGGAGCGUCAAUCGAAUCCAGAGUUUGCAGGCCCAUGGCACAAUCAACUAGCGACUUCACUUUGGUUCACAUCCACCUCACUAUUCUUUGCACAUAGGGAAAGGGUUCAAAAUAGUUACACUCGUGUAGUGGUGGUGGUAUGGCUCUUCGUUGUCUUAGUCUUAUCCUCAAGCUACACUGCAAGUUUCUCCUCAAUGCUCACUGUCCAACGUCUCAAACCGAACAUAACAGACAUAGAGUGGCUACAGAAGAACAAUGCACCAGUAGGUUGUGACAACGAUUCGUUUAUAAAACAGUAUCUACAGAAUGUGCUUCAAUUUAACCCCCAAAACAUCAAGGGCAUCAGCAGGGAAAAUGAAUACGUUACCGAAUUCGAGAAUGGCAAUAUCAUUGCAGCAUUUCUUGAACUCCCUGAAUCAAAGGCCUUUAUGAAUCAAUUUUGCAAGGGAUACACUGUUGUCACACCCACAAAUGGAAUUACUCACAGAUUUGGAGGCUUUGGGUUUGUGAGUAGUCACUGGAACUCUUUAUACUAUUUUGAAUAGGACUACAAAUGGACUAAAUCGAGCCAAGAUCAUGACCAUUUGGGUCCAGCUUGUUUGUUCACAUAGAGAGUUCAGGCUUGGCAUGGGAUCUUUAUACUUCACUUGUUUGUUUGCAUAUAGUAUCUACUAUAUGAUAUAUACAUAAUAUUAUAUGUUCAGGAGCCUAGACGAGGCGAACACGAGCCUA
Messenger RNA from Ilex paraguariensis (yerba mate), 2503 nucleotides. The record is from the annotation of a GenBank genome assembly. Lineage: Eukaryota; Viridiplantae; Streptophyta; Magnoliopsida; Aquifoliales; Aquifoliaceae.